AUGAACCCAAUACGAAUACGUUUCGUAGCGAUAUCUGCCACAGUCAGCAAUCCGCAAGAUGUCGCGGAAUGGCUCGGAACUACUAAUAAACCUGCCGUUUAUCAUAAGUUCGGUGAUGAAUGUCGUCCGGUAAAACUAAAGCGUAUAGUUGAAGGGUACCCUUGUCCUGUCGGCACCAGUAUAUUUAAAUUCGACAUCAUACUAAAUUACAAACUGUGGAAUAUUAUACAAAAAUAUCACAAUGGUAAACCUACAUUGAUAUUCUGCAAUACAAGAAAAGGUGUUGCGUUAACCGCUGAAGCUCUCUCCCGAGAGAUCACCGUUAGUUUUAAUAUGGAACAAAAGAACAAGCUUACGGCAUUAGCAUCUACUAUUAAGAACAAAAAAAUUCAAUCCCUAAUACUUUCUGGAGUCGGAUGUCAUCACGCCGGCCUGCUCUUUGAAGAGAGAAUGAACAUCGAACUUGCUUUUCGGAAUCGUGACCUACCUAUUCUUAUUACGACUACUACACUCGCUUUAAGUGAUCAUUUAAAUAAGCAAAGGAGUUCUUUAAAAUUUUCAAAUACUGGCCUCGACCAAGCA
This is a messenger RNA of Brenthis ino (lesser marbled fritillary), 582 nucleotides long. NCBI's taxonomy places the organism in Eukaryota, Metazoa, Arthropoda, Insecta, Lepidoptera, Nymphalidae. The record is from the annotation of a GenBank genome assembly.